ACGGCCGUAACAGGCCAUCCCUCUUAUCCUAGAUAAUCAAAUACAGUGGACACAAUCUAUUAGCCGCGAUAGGACAACAAUAGUGAAACUGAUGCAUUGUUGAGAUACCCGAAAAACAGGGCUUUGAAAAAAACGAACACUUCCACCAUGUUAAAAAUGACUGACGAAGGUUUGGUAACUUAUGAAGAAGGAGAGGCCAAACCAAUAAAGAAGAGGCUGUUGUUGAAUUUUGCGUCAAUCUGUAUUAUGUGGAUGUUUUCCUUCACUGCUUACUCGGGGCUGCAGAACCUGGAGUCGAGUUUGAACCCCGGUGUGGGAGUGUAUUCGCUUGCAGCUUUGACGGGCGGGGGACUUGUAUCCUGUCUGUUAGCUCCCGUCAUCAUUAGCUACAUUGGAUGUAAAGGUGCUCUCAUCAUCUCAUGGAUUACUCUGUGUGUUUAUGUGGGCGCCAACUAUUAUCCUGCUGGCUAUGUUCUUAUCCCCGGGGCUGGGAUCGAAGGUCUGGCUACUGGACUAAUGUGGACGGCUCAAGGCGCUUUAGUGACAUCCAUUGCAAUGGAGUAUGCUAGAAUAACACAGGGAGCGUUCGAUGAUAUUCUCAGCAAGUUCUUUGGAAUUUUCUGUGCUGCAUUCCAGAGCACACAAAUUUGGGGAAAUCUUAUUUCUUCUCUCAUCCUUGUCAACGAAAAUAGUUCAUUGAAUUUAACUACACCUCCAGAAUACUGUGGGAAAAAUUUCUGUCCAUUAAGUAUUAAACCUGAGACAAAGAAUGUAACUAAGGCAGGGGUACAUCCUGAAAGCAAAAUAGAGAUUAUUCUGUUGAGUGUUUACAUGGGUUUCUCUGCUGUGGGUUUGUUAGUCACCUGCAUAAUGCUUCGACCAAUGAAACAGGAACACAAUGGACCGACGGAAUCAUUCAGAUCCAAACUAGUGUCCACUGUCCGUCUACUUGUCACCAAUUCUAAUAUGGCGAUGCUUGUUCCGUUUUACCUCUGGACUGGUUUAGAGCAAACGAUAGUUUUUGCCGAAUUUACAAUGGCGUAUGUGAAUUGUGAGAUUGGGAUAGAGUGGAUAGGAUACACCAUGAUUUGUUUUGGUGUCGCCAACACCAUUGGUUCUCCAAUCAGUGGCGUCCUCGGCAAGCGUGUCGGCAGACCCACGCUCUUCAUCGUCGCCACAGCUCUAAACAUUUCGGCUCUUGUUGCGAUGGAACUUUGGCAUCUAGCCAGGAAGCAGUUAAUCGUAUUUUUCGUUAUUCCCGGGAUCUGGGGGCUAGCUGAUUCAAUCUGGCAAACGCAAAGCGCAGCUUUGGUUGGUCUUGCAUUCUCAGACAAACAGGAACCGGCUUUCUCAAAUCUCCGCAUGUUUCAGGCGCUGGGCUUUACCGUGGGCUACCUAUACAGCAACCACAUGUGUGAAUACAAGAAACUAUACAUCGCGGGUGGCGAGCUUAUCUUCUCUAUGAUUCUAGUGAUGGCUGUAGAAUUCAGACUCAAGAGAGACGCUCCAAAGAAAGACAAUCUAGUCAUAUAAAUUUCUGUCAAUUAUUUUUGAAACUAGAAACCUACAUUUAUUCCAUUAAUACGGACAAAACGGGUAUUGUAUUUAAUGUAUAUAUAUGUAGAAAAACAAUUAAUGCUAACUUACAAGAUAAUACAUGCUUUCAUUUGCAAAAAUUUUAAGGAUCGUCGAUUAGUGUUUUUUAAACUAACAGCGUGUUUUAAUGCUAAAAUCUACUUCGUUGUGUAACAGUUUCUGAUUGGGACAUUGGUGUCUGUUUUUUAUAUCUUUUACUGACUAGCCGUAACAUGAACUUCGGGACUUCAAGCUGCUGAACAUAUGGUCUUGGUUACAUGACGGAUUCAAUCUCUCCGAAAAAGGUUAACGCAAAGGAAAUAAUUAACAUAUUUCUUCUUGUAUUUUCUUGUUCCCAGUAGGUAGUUAACUUAAUAUUAAUAAAAUACUUAUUGGUAGGGUGUAAUCGACCAUGGUGCAUAUCUUUUCACAGUAAAGACUCUUAUAAAAUUAAUACAGCGCAAAAUACAAGAUUUUGCACAACUAUUGAAAGUGAAACUUUUUUUUAAGGAAAAAAUGUAAACACAGCAUAUAUUACCAGAUUGAAGGAAUAGUCCAGAACACAUUCUUUGUUCCUAGAGACCUUGCAUUGUGCACAUUUUUAAAUUUCUUCAAAUUCUACAUUGCUUCCAACUUUCAAUCAUUGCCAAUGGUAGUAUUGCUAUGAUCAAAUGAGAUUGAGCAAGAUUUUAAUACUGUAGUUAAUACACAUGACGACAAUGAAUGUCGUAAAAAAUGAAUGCAAUUAUUAAAAGCAUAUUAGAUUAUGUUGUAAAACAAUAAAAAUGCAUGCUAUACAUGUAUAUCAAAUACUGUGGAUUCAUUCAAUGGUAACUAAAGACAUGUAGUAAAAAAAAAUUCUGUUCUUAUUUGAAAAUCUUUUGAUUUUCAUAUCAACAACAAUAUUGGUGAACAUGAUAAUGAAACCACAGCAUGUUGAAGUGAAAAUGUUUCAUGAAUAAACAUUAUAAUAUCUGAAAUUUUGAAAAGCACUGAUAAUGAGUAUACACAUUUCUGUACCACUAAGUACAAAAGUUUAUGUUCCUUGCGUUAGCUUUAUCAAUACGGACGCAUUUUCCACAAUUUUGAUUACAUUUACUUCCUUUUUCUACUGAAAGAGAACCUAAUAUAUGUAAUCAACAAUAACAUAAAUCAAGUAGAAGGAAAUAUUUACAGAUUUUUCAUAAAAGUCAAAAACUGGAAAAAUUUAAAAUCAGCGCAAUAUCAAAAUGCACCCAUUUUUUAAAUUUUUAACUUAUAAAUGCUGGAUUUGGCAUUGCUAGUAUUCAUCAUAAAGAAGCAUAAUCGAUUGAGGUCAACAAUUUUAGUUGCACAAUAUUUUAAGAAGGAAAUGUCUUACUUUCCUUUGUUAUCUAUCUCCACAUUCUUUUCAACUGAUAAACUUAAUAAU
Messenger RNA from Magallana angulata, 2986 nucleotides. RefSeq names its product protein unc-93 homolog A-like. The transcript has 3 exons. The record is from RefSeq and is a predicted model, not a curated record. Bases 148 to 1533 code for a protein of 461 amino acids. Lineage: Eukaryota; Metazoa; Mollusca; Bivalvia; Ostreida; Ostreidae.